This is a messenger RNA of Neurospora crassa OR74A, 462 nucleotides long. RefSeq lists its product as hypothetical. Lineage: Eukaryota; Fungi; Ascomycota; Sordariomycetes; Sordariales; Sordariaceae. The record is from RefSeq and is a predicted model, not a curated record. Bases 1 to 462 code for a protein of 153 amino acids. The transcript has 3 exons.
AUGGGCAAGGACUGUGAGUCCAAGCACAGCACCACUGCUGUAUUAUGCUCUCGGAGUCUCGUACUUUUGCAGGCCAAGUGCCCGAUGUCCGCACCCACAUGCGCAGCACUGGCAACAGUGACCGGCGGCAAGCAUGACAAGGUAGCUGCCCUGGCGGUGACGAUCGAGCUGAGCUCAAGACAAGUGGAGGCUAGUACCGCACCACAACUGAGAACAUCAAUGCUCCGAAGGCUUGGGGGGCCUGGGAGCUGCCAGCUGAGCUCAGCCGGUCAGCUGAGGUUGAAAGAACUAAGUGAACGAAGUGUGAAAAGUUCAACAAAGUCAGCCCAGCGAAGGAACGAGGGGAAGCAGGUGCGGUUAGGUUAUGAAUGGAUAGAGUGUUACAGUGUUAGUGUCAUCGCGGAUGCUGAAAUAGGUGUUGAGGCCCGGGCUCCACUACCUCUUGGUACCCAGUGGUUCUAG